This is a messenger RNA of Gracilinanus agilis (Agile Gracile Mouse Opossum), 1577 nucleotides long. RefSeq names its product DEP domain containing MTOR interacting protein (gene DEPTOR). Lineage: Eukaryota; Metazoa; Chordata; Mammalia; Didelphimorphia; Didelphidae. The transcript has 9 exons. Bases 90 to 1346 code for a protein of 418 amino acids. The record is from RefSeq and is a predicted model, not a curated record. Gene Ontology annotation, biological process: intracellular signal transduction; negative regulation of TOR signaling. Gene Ontology annotation, molecular function: protein binding.
AUGGCGGCGGGGGCUUCUGUAAGGGCUGGCUGAUUCUUAACACCCUGGCGAGGAUACCGCGGGGAGAGGAGAGUGAGCAGCUCGCGAGCAUGGAGGAGGAGGGCAGCAGCGGCAGCACCGGCUCCGGCACCGGCACGGGCAACAGCAGCACCGGCGGCGGUGGCACGGUCAGCGGAGGCUUGCAGCAAAGGGAACUGGAGCACAUGGCAGAGAUUCUGGUCACCGGGGAGCAGCUACGGCUCAGGCUACAUGAAGAAAAAGUGAUUAAAGAUCGAAGACAUCACCUCAAGACAUAUCCAAAUUGCUUUGUGGCCAAAGAACUAAUUGACUGGCUGAUUGAUCGAAAAGAAGCUUCUGAUAGAGAAACAGCUAUUAAACUAAUGCAAAAAUUGGCAGACCGUGGUAUUAUUCAUCAUGUGUGUGAUGAACAUAAGGAAUUCAAGGAUGUCAAACUCUUUUACCGCUUCAGGAAAGAUGAUGGAACCUUCCCUUUGGAUAAUGAAGUCAAAGUAUUCAUGAGAGGACAGAGAUUGUAUGAAAAGCUGAUGAGUUCUGAAAACACACUCUUGCAGCCGAGAGAGGAGGAAGGCAUCAAAUAUGAGAGAACCUUCAUGGCAUCUGAGCUUCUUGAUUGGCUGGUUCAGGAAGGAGAGGCCACCACGAGGAAUGAGGCUGAGCAACUUUGCCAUAGGCUUCUGGAACACGGUAUCAUCCAGCAUGUGUCCAAUAAGCAUGCUUUUGUGGAUAGCAACCUUCUCUACCAGUUCAGGAUGAAUUUCCGUCGAAGAAGAAGGCUAAUGGAACUACUCAAUGAAAGAUCUCCCUCCUCCCAGGAAACCCAUGACAGCCCAUUUUGCUUGAGGAAACAGAAUAGUGACAACCGAAAACCUACCAGUUUUAUGUCAGUGAGUCCAAGCAAGGAGAUCAAGAUCGUGUCUGCGGUGAGAAGGAGCAGCAUGAGCAGCUGUGGCAGCAGUGGUUACUUUAGCAGCAGCCCGACCCUCAGCAGCAGCCCACCGGUCCUCUGCAAUCCCAAGUCAGUGUUAAAGAGACCAGUGACUUCUGAAGAACUCCUGACACCUGGGGCUCCUUAUGCAAGAAAGACUUUCACUAUUGUUGGGGAUGCAGUGGGAUGGGGCUUUGUUGUAAGAGGAAGUAAGCCCUGUCAUAUACAAGCUGUGGAUCCCAGUGGCCCAGCAGCAGCCGCUGGAAUGAAGGUCUGUCAGUUUGUUGUUUCUGUGAAUGGUCUCAACGUCCUGCAUGUUGACUACCGGACCGUGAGCAACCUGAUUCUGACCGGCCCUCGGACCAUCGUCAUGGAAGUCAUGGAAGAGCUCGAGUACUAAAGAGGAGGCUCCCCCAUUGGCCGCUGUAUCAGACGGAUGUGAUCGGAACUACUUGCCGAGAAGAACCCAAAACAGUGCAAGGGAAAAGCUGUCUCCCCACCUAGAUGGAUGCCGUUGACCAGAGGCGUCUCCCUUCCCCCUUUGGUGUGCUUUCGUAGGUGAUUUAAAUGUGCAAGUGCCCUUUAAGGAAUCCAUCCCUUUUUCUCCUUUAGGAAAAUGGACUUACUAGCA